Messenger RNA from Erpetoichthys calabaricus (reedfish), 3687 nucleotides. RefSeq names its product cilia and flagella associated protein 70 (gene cfap70). The transcript has 27 exons. The coding region runs from base 310 to 3501 and encodes 1063 amino acids. Gene Ontology annotation, cellular component: extracellular exosome; motile cilium. Gene Ontology annotation, biological process: cilium movement; cilium assembly. NCBI's taxonomy places the organism in Eukaryota, Metazoa, Chordata, Cladistia, Polypteriformes, Polypteridae. Gene Ontology annotation, molecular function: protein binding. The record is from RefSeq and is a predicted model, not a curated record.
CCCUGCUUAGUCUCCAUUUGGGAGAGAGAUCACCUUAAGGUAAUGUGAACUUUCAUAAAUUUGUGACAAAUAAAAUGGAAUGGUCUGUUGAGAUGUAGUGAUUUCAGCAAAAGCCAGCUGCGUUGUUGGACUGAAGGACCCCAUCAAUGAUGGAGCAGUCCUAGCUGCAGUAGAGACUCUACAGUUCUUGAGCAUCGUCUCACUUGGGACAAGGUGCUGGUGUUCUCCAGAUUAAAAUCUUGAACCCAAAGACUAACAACAGUUGACUGAAGUGCUACUACACACACAGUGACAGAGUGCCACACAGACAUGGAUCCCUGUCAAAUCGGGGGUGGCCAUCCAGGCAUACCUGUGCAGAUUACAGUUGUGCGGGGCAAAAACCUGAAAGGAACAAAAGGGGUUCACUUCUUCUCGUUCAUCAAAACUGAAUUUAACAAUACAAUAGUAGGAGAUUCUGCCAAAGUGGAGUCCUCAGCAGACCUCUGUGUUGAAUACAACUUCAGUUGCACCUUUGAAAGCACCGAAACCAACAAUACCCCUGAUGACAUGGCGCACAAGCCUGCUAUCUUGUCAGUGUUAGAAGUUCUGCCAAAAGAGAAGAAGCAGAAGGAUGAGAAGACUGUUGUGCUGGGCCAGGCCAUUUUGGAUCUGCUGCCUCUAUUGCAGGGUCAAUUCUGCUUUACAGCUACUGUUGCCAUUCAACCGGCUCCUGGGUCCCCACUGGACACUACCUCCCUGGAUCCAAGCAGCAGGCCAUUUUUAGAGAUCUCUGUUGCUGCCUCAGAAGCCUUGGUCUCUGAGGCUCAGUUGGUGGAUUCCAAUCUACUCAAGGUGGCAGUGGAAACACUCUAUUCAGUCCCUGAAGCCUGGAGCCUGACAGGGCCACAGUUUCAUUAUGUGGUCAGCAUGCUGGUCCCAAGCUCAGCCAAGAAAGAACAGCUGGUGGUUUUUGCCGGGGGACUGCUAAAGCCAGGGGGUGAGUGUGAACCAGUGCCCAGGUUGAAAAAGUGGCCAACUACCUCUGGGUCUCAUCACAUAUCCGGAUGUUUCAUUGGAGAGAUGGACGCUGAGGAAGAACAUGGAGAAUUGAACACACCUAAGGACAAGGAGUUCCGAAGAGAAGCAGAGGUCACCAAAAAGCGAGUCUACUGGGACAUAGAAAGACGCUGCUUUAUGGAGUCUUCAGCUGUUGGCCGGAUGCGGAGCAGCAUUGUCGAAUGUAGAUACUGGGUUGUUGAAAUCAUGAGGAUUCCAAUCAUUACCAUGGCUGAGACUGGAAAAGUAAGCAAAGACAAGGGCCAUCCUGCGACACAGGCGGAGGAGGAGGCCAGUAUAGCAUGGCAUGGAAUGGCCUUUGUGGACAUGGCUCCCCUACUUUACCCUGGGGUGAAGCGCAUCCGUGGAGCCCAUAGAAUCUUCCCAUUUAAUGAAGAGGACUUGUAUGAGAAGACUAAAAGACCAAAGAGUAUUCUGAAAGAAAAUUACAAGCAGACAAUACUGAUUGCGAGAGGAAGUGAUUCUGUACCGGGAACGCCUGGGGCGAAAGCUGGCAAAGGAGCAAAAGAAGAGAAAAAAGUUGCAGGAAACAAAGCAGUGGUUCCAGAGACUGGUGCAGAGACGACCACCAGUGCACCUUCCAAACAAGAAGGACAGGCUUAUGUAGGAGCCUGCACAUAUAUAAUGAUUGACAUCACUCUGGACAAGCCUCUAGUCCCCAAAAGGCCACCAGAAGAUCUGUCUAAAAGAGUAAAAGAGAUGAUUCCUCCAAGACCCUCUUUGCCCCGCCACACUGCUAGUGCUGAAAAGGCUGUAAAUGAUUACCAGAAGGAGAUCACAAGAGUGGCAGAUCAAGUCAUAAAGGAGUACCUGGAGCUCCUGGGUAUGUCACCUUUUCAAGGGGAGAUGCUGCUUGAUCAGGCUGCCAAAGAAGAGCAAAAGAUGAGACUUCUUGAACAACUGAACUACUCAGGGAAGUACUUCACAUUCAAGGAACAGUUGAAGCCAUCCAUUGUUAGGAUUGUGAGAGAGAAGCUGCUCCAAACAUCUGCAUUUGCUGACCAGGCUCAACUCCAGGCCUUCCUCAGCCAGCUUUAUAUUUUCCUGGUGGACCAGAUGCACAUUUCUCUCAACAAGAUUUUAUCUGUGAGUGUCCCAGAGACAGAGGCGUACAGCUUCAUCCAGUGCACACAGCUGAAACACUUUGCCAAAGAAGCAGAAGUUAAUGAGGACUUUGAAUUGGCCUCCAAAUACUACCAGGAGCGAAUUGCUUUGGACCGCAAUAACCCCAGUCACUGGUUUGACUAUGGUGCUUUCUGCCUGUUGAUUUCAAACAAUAGUAAAGCUGAGGAGUGCUUCCAACAUGCCUUGUCCAUUGACCAGAGACAUGUGGAGAGCCUACUGCUCUGUGGGAUCAUGGCGGAGAUGCGAGGCUCCUUUGAGGACGCAGAUACCUACUUUCAGAAUGCCACUUGUGUGGAGUCCAACAACGUCAUUGCAUGGACAAUCUUAGGAUUAUUUUAUGAGUCACAGGAGAAUGUCAUCCUUGCAGAAAUGGCAUACCUUGAGGCCAAUAAGCACCUGAGAACUAAGCUGAUAAAAGAAUCCAUUGCAGAGGGAGAGGCUCCUGCAUCAAGGCCAGUCACUGGAAGCCAGGGCAUCAAGACCCUUCAAGCAGAGAAAGUGCCCAAGUCACAAGGGUCAGUCCGCUCAGUGGACACCAGUGUUCUAGAUGGUGAGAGGCCAGAUUCUGUUGCCUCUCUAACAGAGGAAUAUGACAAAGAAUCCCAGAAGAGACCCUCAAAACCUGUCACUACGGUGUUUAUGGAGACAGUUCAGUUCUUGCUAGAAGUCAAUGUAUUGCAUUUUGCUCAGCGAGCUCUAGCCCAGGAGCUUGUUAGUCCAGACGGAGGGCCCAGCUCAUCCUAUUACGUAGCAUUGGCUCGCUUUCAGCUUCAGAUGAGAGACUUUGCAAAAGCAGAGAACAGCCUGAAGGAGGCGCUACAUGCUAGUUAUGAGAACCCAGAUGUAUGGGCACUCACUGGACAUCUGCACUACUUGAACAAUAAAUUCAGGAAAGCCAGGAAGAGCUAUGAGCGAACAUUGGACUUUGUGAGAGACGCUUGUGAAAUGCACACUGUCUGCCUGCGGCUUGGCUCUAUCUACUUGCUAGAGAAAGAGUAUGAAAAGGCAAAGUAUACGUAUCUCAUGGCCUGCAAGAAAUCACCUUCUUGCCUUUGCUGGCUUGGCGUUGGAGUGGCUUGCUACAGGUUGGGGGAGCUGGAAGAGGCAGAAGAUGCCCUAUCAGAGGCCAACAUCAUGAAUAACAGGAAUCCAGAGGUGUGGGGCUAUCUGACACUCAUCUGUCUGCAGACGAGCAGGAAGGUGGAAGCAGACCAGUCCUAUAAGUUUGCUGUUAAGUUAAAUUUACAGAAUGAAGAGCUCCUUGCUGAGAUCCAUGAGCUGCAGGAACGCAUGGGUUUUGCCAACCCUGGAUUCCAGUAAAGAAAAAUUGUUUUAAGUGUGGACACUUCAAAGGCCCAAAUGUGAAAAAAGAGGAAUCAUAUCCAUACAAACUGAAUGCUUAUUGACUUGUUUGAUGGAAACAAAAUAAACAGAGCUCUUUCAAACAUGUUGUGUGUUCUCUUCAACUUUAAAAAUAUAUCAAGUGAACAUCUAUUACAGUGCAGC